Messenger RNA from Pyricularia pennisetigena, 1503 nucleotides. RefSeq lists its product as uncharacterized. The transcript is spliced from 2 exons. The record is from RefSeq and is a predicted model, not a curated record. Gene Ontology annotation, molecular function: FAD binding. Lineage: Eukaryota; Fungi; Ascomycota; Sordariomycetes; Magnaporthales; Pyriculariaceae. The coding region runs from base 1 to 1503 and encodes 500 amino acids.
AUGCACUUCAAGUUGAUAGCCUCGUCGUGGGUCUCGCUUGCCCUCUUGGCUGCCGUUCAGGCUGCUUCGCAGACAUGCGACAUUUUGAGGUCCCAGCAGGCUGGCAUGCGUUGCCUGUUGAAGAAUGAUGGCAACUACAACACGGAGCAAGACCACUACUGGUCCACGGGCUGUGGCGCUCUCAAACCAGCCUGCAUCCUGAAGCCAAAGAACGCGCAGGAGGUGUCGGUUAUCAUGCAGACUUUGCAGGCAAACAACGAGACGUUUGCCGUCAAGUCGGGCGGCCACAACCCAAACAACUACUUUGCAAGCGUCCAAGGCGGCCCUCUCAUCUCGACCACGGACCUGAACCCUGAGGUCACAUACAAUGCCGAGGACAACACCGUCACCGUCGGCCCGGGAAACCGAUGGGACGACGUCAUGAAGGCCCUCGACGGCAAGAACAUCACCGUCGUCGGCGGCCGCGUCGGCAACGUGGGCGUCGGUGGCUACCUCCUCGGCGGCGGUCUCGGCUUCCUCAGCGCACAGUACGGCUGGGCGGCCAACUCUAUCGUCGAGGCCGAGGUGGUGCUGGCCAACGGCACUAUCGUCACGGCCUCAGAGACGGCCAACCCGCAGCUCCUCAUGGCGCUCCGCGGCGGCGGCAACAACUUUGGCAUCGUGACAAAGUUCGUCCUCAGGGCCUACCCGAUCGGCCGGGUCUGGGGCGGCAACAUGGUGUUUGGCGCGUCCAAGACGGAUCUGAUCCUGGAAGCCAUCCGCGACUUUACCGAGAACUACGACAACCACCCCAAGGCCGGCAUCAUCGCGACGGCCGAGAUAACGGCCCUCAACGCCGCCAGGAUCUGGACGGUCUUCUUCUUCUACGACGGCGAGGCUCCGCCCGCCGGCGUCUUUGACAAGUUCACGGCCGCCAAGCCCACCAUCAACAACUGCAAGUCCCGCUCGUAUGCUGACCUUCUCUCUUUCAACAACUGGGUCGUGCUGCACGGGUCGCGCUACGUCAUUGCCACCGAGACGACCCCCAUGCCGUCGGCAGCCGACGGCCACCGUGUGCUGCGCUCUUACUACGACCACUGGUUCAAGACGUCGGAGCCGCGGGCCAUCACGCCCGGGAGCGUCGCGUCCGUGGCGUUCCAGCCCAUCCCCAAGAGAAUGGCGCGUAUCGCGCGCGACAAGGGCGGCGACCUGAUCGACCUCGACGACUCGACGGACCAGCUCAUCUUUGAGUUCAACUACUCGUACUGGUUCAGCUUGAGCGACAAGGCCGUCGCCGAGACGACGAACAAGCUGGUCGACGGCAUGAAGACGCUAAUUGACGGCUACGUCGCCGACGGCACCCUGCCCGAUGCCCACCGCCCGCUCUUCAUGAACGACGUAUACUACAACCAGGACUACUGGGGUCGCCUGCGGCCCGAGAAGAGGCAGCUCGCCGCCGACGUCCGCGCCCAGGUCGACCCGCAAAACAUCUUUGCCGAGCGCACGGGCGGCAUGAAGCUGUGA